AUUCUCGCCGUUGUAAAAGUGCAUCUAGGUCGGUCGGCAUAGCGGCGCGUCGCGUCGGUUUAGUGCGACGCGAUCCUCGGCUAGACGUAGGGCAGGUCGGUGAGCUGCGUUGCAUAAUGCGCUGCGAGCACAGUCAGGCACGCCGCCCGCCGGGGCCUGCUCCCGCGUAGCCAGCCCGCAAUCAGCGGAGCCAGCCGAGCUAGCCGGGCUAGCCCAGCCAGCCAGCCGAGCCAGCCAGCCAAUAGCCGCGGCCAGUCAGUCGAGCCGUCAUGAGACCGGUGCGCUGGCUGCCACCGCUCGUCCCACUGCUGGCGCUCCGCAUAUUGCUGGAGUACCUCAAGUCGCUCGACAUCGCUCUUGUUCCUUAGGCCGUUCGGUCUUUAUUUAAUUAAAUCAUUCACAUCAAAGACAAUCAUUUUGUAUUCGGAACUAUUCACAGUACUGGCAAGUUAAAGUUUAAGGAAGAAUGAAUUGUAAUACGUUUUUUUUACUGAUCAAUAAAUAAUUAAAGGAUAGAUUUGAUCAUCAAAAUGAGGCUGUCUACAAGUGAAGAGAUACCAUCAACAACAGUCGGCCGCACAGCCAGCCCCGGCGCGGGCGCUGUCGGCGCGGUGGGUGCUUCGGAAUCAUAUGACGUCACACGCAUGCGUGAAGAAGAGUUUGAAAGGCUCACAGUAUACAUAGUACCCGACGUGCCAUGUGAACGAGGAGUGACAAACAGAGCAGAGAGAACGCUCCCUCGGAGUUUGGCACUGAGGCCAUCUGCAGUUCUAUCUACACCCAACACACCGACGGAAGGAGUCUGGAGUAAGGGAGUUAUACCCCGCGGUACGAGAUUCGGACCAUUUGAAGGCACACGAACACCUAAUAAACCAAAUGACAAAGUUUCGUGGCGAUAUUAUUGGAGGGUACAAGAAACUGUCAGACAUCAUACUUAUGGAAAUAUUAAGAUAUUCAAAGAUAGUGACUAUUAUUACCUUGAUGGAUCGGAUACCAGCGUCGCUAACUGGAUGAGAUAUGUCGCCUCAGCAUAUUCCCUUUCCGUCAUGAAUCUCGUUGCUUGUCAACAUCAAGAACACAUUUACUUUUACACAAUCAGAGACAUUAUGCCUAAUGAAGAACUUAUGGUAUGGUACUGCAAGGAUUUUGCUACAAGGCUUGGUUAUGACAUUGAUCCUGAAAGAGCAACUUAUUCAAUAUGCAAGGAAGAAACAAUAAAAAAGGCUUACGGAUUGCCACCUGCCCCUGUACAUCCUGAGAUUGCUUUUAACCACAUGAAAUAUGUUCUCGGUCUGACAAACGCUAAAGAUCUUUUAGAGGCAGAAAUUCCGAGCAGGAGAAGAAAAAGAGAAGCGAGUGAUAAAUCACUACACGAAGAUCAAAUCAUGUUACCUCGUGAAGAUCCCAGAAAUGUAAUAAAAAAUGAGAGAUCUAUCGUAAGGUCAGAUAUCGCCACAAAUUUCAUACACCCGAAAUCAGAGAGCCCAAAUCAUAACGAACAUCACUCACUAUCACCUAGCAACUUAAUGCAGCCUCCAUCACCGGUUAAAAUGCAUAGAGAUAAUCAAACGUUAAUAAUUCAUCAGCACAAAGAAAGCACAUCGCAUGUUGUUAUACAUCAACUUGAUAAUUCAAGAUCACAUAGCAAUCGAUCCCCUGCUCAAAUUCAACAUACGAGGGAUAUUAGAGGACCAUCUCCGUUAUCACAAAAUAAUCAAGACAAACUUGGAAGUAAAUCUCCCAGUUUUCCUCAUUGUGUACCAUCACAUUAUGAGCACCAACUGACACCUACUGAUGGUUCAGUUCGGUCAGAUGAAGGUUAUCAUAGCAAUGGAUAUCACGAUGAAUUUACUCCCCCAGAAGACUCGAGUGACUCCGAUGUCGAAAAUUAUGUACUAGACUGUUCAAAUAAAACAAAUGAACCAAAAGAAACUGUUAUUGUUCAAAAAAUUGAUCAGGAUAUGCAUAGAAAUGAAUACAGAAAAGUUAAAAUAAAAAUGCCCAGAGCUUAUCAAUACCAGAAUCACAAAGAUAUGGAUUGUGAAAGUGAAAAAGAAAUGAUUAUAGCCGAGGACGUUAUGCACACCUCGCCUCAAAAUUUAUCUCCAACCCGAAGAGAUCCUGCUAGUUCUACGGUUAUCGUUCUAGAGUCCUCUCAAAACACAGUAGUACCUUUAAAUAAGCCUUACUAUGAAGACGGUACAUUAUCGCCUUCACCACAGCCAGCUUUUAUGAGAUACUCGCCCCCAGAUACAAGAAUACUUGAAACAAUCCUGACCGGAAAUAGGAUUGAUACAAAUAAUAAUGACCCAAAUAGAAGACAACCAAAUGCUACUCCACCACCAUCAUCGCCCACAGAGAUGGCGUACUCUUACAAGAAAAGUCAGAGAUAUGGCAAUGCUUGCAGCCCUGAUUCCAGUUCAAACCUAACGCCUCUACCAUCUUUACUGCCGUUACCACAACAGUUACCUACACCUAAUUCAGUUUCGGUUUAUUCUUCUUCGCCUCCUCAUACUAUUCCUCAUACUACAGAAAUUCGUGAAAUACGAGAAAUAAGGGAAAUAAGAGAAACGCGAUAUGAAAGCCACUAUCCUAAUUACUCUUACAGUUUAUAUUCUCCACCUAACUCUACAAUAAUAACACAACUGGGAUCGCCACCGACUACUUACUCUCCUACAAUUUCAUCUUCUCAUCAAUAUGAAAGGGCUCCAAAUGGGCAAGCUAAUCACCAUUAUCCAUCUUCGACUAGUGUUAUAACUUUGAAAAAUUGCUCUCAAUUGAGCUUGAUUCAAAAUUCUAAUAUUAAUGGGCAGUUGGUACCACAACAUAGUAGUCUAAGUCCUGAUGGAACAUGCAGUCUAAUUGCACCUAUGAGCCCUAAUUCACAAUCGUCUCGUGGAUAUAGAAGUCUACCCUACCCAUUAAAGAAAAAGGACGGGAAAAUGCAUUACGAGUGCAACGUAUGCUGCAAAACAUUUGGACAACUAUCUAAUUUAAAGGUCCAUUUACGAACACAUUCUGGGGAAAGACCUUUCAAAUGCAACGUUUGCAAUAAAUCCUUCACACAACUGGCUCACCUUCAAAAGCAUCACUUAGUACAUACCGGAGAAAAACCACAUCAAUGUGAUAUUUGUAAAAAACGAUUUUCAUCUACAUCUAAUUUAAAAACACACCUGCGGUUACAUUCAGGACAGAAACCAUAUGCUUGUGAUCUCUGUAUGCAAAAAUUCACACAAUUUGUCCAUUUAAAACUUCACAAGCGACUGCACACAAAUGACAGGCCAUACGUUUGUCAAGGAUGUGACAAAAAAUACAUCAGUGCCUCCGGACUACGAACUCACUGGAAAACGACAAGUUGUAAGCCCAACAAUAUUGAGGAAGUUCUCGCCAUCACGAAUGCAGCAAACACCGAAUGCAUAGGUAACAUCGACAAAGACUGCCAAGAAAGAGAGGGGCACGAAGCAUAUGAAGUCCACUCUGCUACGCAGGGAGGACUGGUGGGAACCGGUGGGGCAAGAGUGUCAAUUUCGCACAGUGAAGCAAUAAUGGGUGGGCAAGCGCACACCACCACACCGCAUCUAGCAGGCCAUGGGCAGCUUUCACCAGGCCCGGGUGUUUCACAAUAUCGUGGAUUAAUGCCUCCUGCUGAUCAUGAACAACAACACUACGGUUCAGCUCAGAGCGAGUCCCGGCCGAGUGUUAUAGAAUCAAACCAACCGCUCAUCAUAGAGUGCACUUGAUUAUCACAACCAAUGCUGCUUCAGCCGCAGCCAUCUCGUCGGACGUAAUUUUCCCCGCCGUAUUGGGUGAUUCCAGACUUGUGAUCAACCGAAAGUAUUUUAAUGUGAAAUAACAAUCGUGAUUAAUCAUCUGGAUCGUGUUAUAUAAGGCUAUGAGAUUAGAUACGAACAUUUACUACUAGGCUUUUGUAUUUAUAGCGUUAGUACGUUGUAUACGUAUAAGUACUAAGUACUGUAUUGUAUGCAUUAAAUUUAGAAAGUAAGCCUACUUUAUUAAGCUUUGGUUUAUUUUUAUUAGGGUCUGCAACUUCCCCUUGAUACUAAUGCUCAAAUGUUUUUUUUUUAUUCUAUUGUAAAUAGUACAUUCUGACAUCGACUAAUAUAAUUUAUGUGAGAGUGUUUUUUUUUAAUGUAAAUAUCUUGUAAAUAUUUAAAUAUAAUUUUUUUUAUUAUAUCUUACACUAUCAUAGUAAGUGUCGUAUAAAACCUGCAGAUACUAUGUAGUUGUUAUCUUUGUAUUUGAUUAGCAGCAAUACAUCGUUAUAACGUGAAUUGCUUAAAUUUCACCAAAGAAGGUCUUAGCAGCAGUUCAUACCAUAUACAUCGGAUUUAAUAUUUUCAAACAACUCCAAAACAACGUACACAAUCAAGACAUAAACAGUUUCAAAUAAAAUCAUCCCAUUUUUCCAUUAUAUUAUGAAUCCUAGAAUGUUUAUCUCAAAUUAGUAGUUAAGUGCCAAAAGCGCGUUAAUAUUUUAAUAAUUUAAGUUGUCUAAUGACAUAUUCGUAAAGUAUUUUUAAAACGUUGUUCCUAAUGAAUUAUCGGAGUACGCGCGUAUAUGCAUCAAAUUAAUUCUAAUGUUAUUUAGAUUAGAAUGGAUGAACUUUGUACAUUAUCCCUACGCUAGAACAAAUGGUGCUUCACGUCGUAGAGUAGUAGUCGCUCCGUCAGUCACACGAACUGACCGACAUUUACUACAUGUAAUUAUUAUUCACCGAGUUUACUAGUUACUAUUUUAUAUUCCAAAUUUCGAUUAUUAUGAUUCUCCUACUCGAAAAGGCUGAGAUAAAUAUGUAGUUUGGAGAUUGGCGUGUGUAAUUAAGGACACUGGUUCUCAUUAUGUGUAAGGAAUCGGUCGUAUAAAUAACAUUUAUGGGUAUAUCUUAUACGUCAUGUAGAACCAACUGUUUUGUAUAUUUCUAUUGUUCGUAACUUAAGAUUUUUACAUGCAAUCACUUAUAAAUUUAAUAUCCGUAUAUUUUAUAACAAGCAUUUACCAACAAAGCCGAUUUUUUGUAUCAAUUGCCGUUGACAUAAAUCCAAAUAAUUUCGCAUAUAUAUACCUAGUAGAGAUUUAUUUUUCAUCAUGAUUUCGAUUAUAUUUUGAUAUGUAUUUAAAUAUUAUUUUAUGCUUGUCAAUACAUCAUGAUAAACGAAUAUUUUUCAAAUAUAUCUAUAUCUAUUUAUAAAAAAAAAAAAUCAUUUUUUCUUUAUACGUAGGUGUGUUUGAUGUGUUAUUAUAUAUAUACGAUGUAAUUAAUGUAAUCUUUAGAAUCUCCGUGAUUAUAAAAUUGUAAUUAGAAUUCUAAAAGAGCAUUAUAGCUUACAAACUAGUUUAUAACCAUCAGUGAACGCUGCAGAUAUUGAUUUUUAUAUUGUGAAAUGAAACUUAACGUUUGGUGAUAACGAUCUUUUGAUAAUUUACAUUUUUAUACUCUUAAAGUUAAAUGUUAUUUGUGAAUCAAAUUCUUCCUCGUUAUGCUUGUAUUUUAGUUCCAUGCGAUGUUAUUUAUUAGUAAUAUUAUUCGGCACUGCUAUAAAUAUUUUUAAUACUUAAAGUGUAAAUGCUACAACGCAUGUUCUUGUUAAUAACUUAUCGCCAUUCCUUGUAUUGUUCAUGUUUUACUUGAAUUUUAUAGAAACAUAUGUAUUUUUGUACUUUGUAUUUUUGUUUUAGUGACUAAACCGUUAAAUAUUAUAUUUUUACAUUUGAACAGAAGGAUAUUUAUAUAAGAAUAUUAGCGCACAACUCCAUAUCAGAACUAAAUAACGUAGAACGAAACGCUCAAAAAUAUAUACAUACCAUACUUGUAUAACUAUUCUUCUGUGAAAGGAGGGAUAAAGUUAGAUUUUCGAUGCAUCAUGGCGUUCCACCAACUUCAUUAUAACUUUGUAAAUAUACAGCUCUGUUUCAAUAUCAGUUUAAUAUUAUAAUUAUAAUAAUAAUCAGUCAUUAUACGAACGUAAACUUUGUAACAAUCUUGUAUAAAGUUGUACCUAAAACCUAAGAAUAGUUUGUUCUUAAAUUAUAAGUACAAUACCUAGCAUAUGGCCAAGUAAGCAAUAUAUCACUGUAUUUGAUAAUCUCUGCUAAACACAAAGGAUUGUACGCUUUGUGACGACGAAAAAAUUAUUAUAAUUAUUUAAUACGCCAGAAAAUAAAUACUCACUGUAAUGGCCUGUAAUUUUGUACACCUGAUAAUAUCAUUUACACCAAACCGAUUAAAACAGGAGUUAAAUAUAA
Molecule: messenger RNA, 6265 nt
Organism: Danaus plexippus (monarch butterfly)
Lineage: Eukaryota; Metazoa; Arthropoda; Insecta; Lepidoptera; Nymphalidae
Gene: Blimp-1
Exons: 9
Coding region: 531-3740 (1069 amino acids)
Biological process (GO): cell fate commitment; regulation of transcription by RNA polymerase II
Cellular component (GO): cytoplasm; nucleus
Molecular function (GO): RNA polymerase II cis-regulatory region sequence-specific DNA binding; histone deacetylase binding; DNA-binding transcription repressor activity, RNA polymerase II-specific
Source: RefSeq, a predicted model, not a curated record